AUGGCGCUAGUGGGUUAUGAGAGUAGCGACGAGGAAGAAGAGGUUGAACAACAGCCCGAACCAAAGUCACUGAAACAAACUCAAGAUACUACCUCCCACACAAAUGAGAAGCCGAACGAUAUCCCAGAAAAGCCAAGUGCUCCGAUACAAAAGUCCGAUGAGCAACAGCCAGCUAUUAUCGGACCCCAGAUAGGUCCAAGUGCAAUCACAGGGCCUAGUUUCCCUCCGUUAGAAGAAGCACCCAUGGAUGAUGACGACGACGCCAAUGGACCGGGCUUACCACCGGGAUCUCCAUACACGGCGACACGCGCAUUGCUGCGGGAUCUCACACUACCGACUGUGCCGAACACAGAAAUCCCUCCGGAGCCGCCCGGUGAACCACCAGCCGCACUAAGUGCCAAAUUCGAGCGCUUUCUCGAGCUCAAGAAGCAAGGCGUGCACUUCAACUCCCGAGUCGCGGCAAACCCAGCCUUGCGCAAUCCGGCUCUGACAGACAAACUUCUAAGCUUCGUCGAGCUUGGCAGUCCUGUUGAUCAAUACCGCACCACCUUGUCUGCGGACAUAUGGGACCCAACUGCCUUCCCUCGUCACGCAUAUAAGGAACAACUUAAGCAGAGCCAGGCCGAGAUCGAGAAGGCGAGGGCGAGGAAUAAAGGAGCGCCUGUCGAGUUUGUCGCUGCGACUACUUCAGCCAGUAAUGACCAGGCGAUACAGCAGAAACCAAGUGUUGGAAAGCGGAAGACGAGAUUUGAUGCGUAA
This is a messenger RNA of Hypoxylon trugodes, 759 nucleotides long. RefSeq names its product HCNGP-like protein-domain-containing protein. NCBI's taxonomy places the organism in Eukaryota, Fungi, Ascomycota, Sordariomycetes, Xylariales, Hypoxylaceae. The record is from RefSeq and is a predicted model, not a curated record. Gene Ontology annotation, biological process: regulation of DNA-templated transcription. The coding region runs from base 1 to 759 and encodes 252 amino acids. The transcript has 3 exons. Gene Ontology annotation, cellular component: nucleus.